Phragmites australis (common reed) is the source of this 984-nucleotide messenger RNA. RefSeq lists its product as uncharacterized. The transcript is spliced from 3 exons. The record is from RefSeq and is a predicted model, not a curated record. Lineage: Eukaryota; Viridiplantae; Streptophyta; Magnoliopsida; Poales; Poaceae. The coding region runs from base 132 to 575 and encodes 147 amino acids. Gene Ontology annotation, cellular component: mitochondrial large ribosomal subunit.
CGGUUUGCCCCUGGGCCGAGCCCAACUGAAUGAAACCCAACCCAGUGCCCGAAGUGUCGCGCCACCACGAAAUCUUGGGCGAGUGAGCGACUAGGAAGGCGGCGGCGGCGCCGGCGGAGAGAAGAGACGAGAUGCUCAAGUUCCUGUCCAAGGUGGUGGUGGAGUACUGCCCACUGGACCCGCGGAAGGCAGCGGCGGUGGAGCUGCUGGCGCAGUGCAACGGCCGCAAGGCCAAGGACUCCAACCCGACCUGCUCCGUCGAGCUCCGCCGCCUCCCCUCCCCGCCUCACUUAGAGGAUCCCAAAUCGCAGCAGCCUCUCCCGCCCCCGCGGGUCGUCGUCACCUACCUCAACGGCGCCGAGGAGGCCAUCGUCGCGGCCGACGGCGUCACCGCGCAGGGCAUCAGGGACCAGAUCCUCGCCCGUGGGCGGCUCAUCGACACCGAGCAUAUGUUCCGCGAUGGAGGGGAGAAGUGGCCCAUUGUCAUCCCCGAGGAGGAGCUCGGCAUGUCGUUCCCGGGCAUCAAGGGGUGGGCACAAACAAGGUGGCUCCGGGGCAUGCAACCGUGGCAAUAGCCAUGGCUUGGUAGGAGGGAGUGACAGCCGAAGAAAGCUGAGGAGAAGCCCCGGGCCCAGUGACCAAGCAGAGCUUUUCGUUCGAUGUAGCAUGAUUUAACUAAGGACAUAUGUACUCGCACAAACGUUCCACCAUCAUGUUCUGGAAAACUUUCCUGAUCCUGUACCACUUCGAACGUGUUUGUUGACUAGGUGGUCUGGUUCAGUUUUUGGUUUUCUCACUGAAUACAGUUCAGUGUUAGAAGUAUGCUUUCAGUUGUUGCUUUGUACUCUGUAUAAAUAUCAUUACAGUUGUCAGAUAUGUUGUGAACAAAUUUGUAUAGCAAACCUUAUACUGUUGUAGUGUUGUAGCAAACUACAAUGCUCUGCCAUCGAUAUCAAACUCAUGUUUCUUUGGACAUGUUUCCAA